Molecule: messenger RNA, 1118 nt
Organism: Carcharodon carcharias (great white shark)
Lineage: Eukaryota; Metazoa; Chordata; Chondrichthyes; Lamniformes; Lamnidae
Product: interleukin-8-like
Exons: 4
Coding region: 94-402 (102 amino acids)
Biological process (GO): neutrophil chemotaxis; cellular response to lipopolysaccharide; inflammatory response
Cellular component (GO): extracellular region
Molecular function (GO): chemokine activity; CXCR chemokine receptor binding
Source: RefSeq, a predicted model, not a curated record
AGAGAAACAGGACAACGAGAAGAUAGAUACGAACUUCAGCCACAGAGCACAACAACAAGAAGAACAUUAAGACCAUCAUACAAGCAAAAGACAAUGAACAGCAAAGUUACUCUCGCCGUCUUGAUUCUCUUUGCACUUUAUGUGGCUUCCACCCAAGCUGCAUCUCUCAGACAAGCAGGAGUGAGCUUGCGCUGUCAAUGCAUUAAUACAAUUUCCAAAUUCAUCCAUCCAAAACACAUGGAGAAUGUUGAAAUUAUUCCAAGUGGCCCACACUGUUCAAAUGUUGAAAUCAUUGCAAUCCUUAAAAAUGGUUCUCCAGUGUGUCUGAAUCCUGAAGCCAUUUGGGUGAAGAAGAUCAUUGAGCUGAUGAGCAAACGUUCCAAGACUGAUGACGCUCAGUAAGGGGAUCUCAAUGGCUGAGUGCCGAGAAGGGGACACCUGUCCAAAAUGAGUCUCUAUUCUAACAUUUACAGAUCUUUAACCAUCAUGUUCAAGCCUGUCAUAAACUUGUAACAUAGCGGGACUGUCUGACUGAUGUAAAGCAAUGUAUUUACAAUCACAUGAGGGGACAUGUUGCAUUACAUUUACCAUUACAUUUUUAUUAUCCCCUUAAUUGGCUGGCCAGCGUGAAAUGGUUUCUGGGCCUGAUCGUGGGUGUGGUCGGCUUCCCAAACGCCCCCACCUGCCCCCACCAAGCCCGCACACCAAGGGCAAAAUUCUGCCACUGCAGGUAAAUUACUGGACUGUGUAGACGGUACAACUUUGAUCCUGUUUUCAAAUCGGCGUACACUUGCUGCCAGAUUAACGUGUCAGAGUGUAGUUACUCACUGGAAAUGAAGCUCACAAUUUUGACGUGGCAUUUUUUCAGUAUUGUAAUUUUGAUCUUUAUUGUAAUUUAUUUGAGUUGCAAUUUAUUUAUUCUCAUUGAUAUUUAUGCUGUCCUAAAAAAGUUUAAUUCCCUAUGUAUUUAUGUUUUGCCAUGAAAGCAUUUGGUAAAUUUGUUAACACGAAAAUAUGUGUGAGGAAAUAAUCUGUAAUUUAUAUUUAUUAUAAAUUGAUAAGACAUUUUUAUUUAAAUAAAGCAAGUAUUAUUUUCUGUAUGUGUUUUACAAUAUCAA